Cantharellus anzutake is the source of this 1524-nucleotide messenger RNA. RefSeq lists its product as uncharacterized. NCBI's taxonomy places the organism in Eukaryota, Fungi, Basidiomycota, Agaricomycetes, Cantharellales, Hydnaceae. Bases 28 to 1185 code for a protein of 385 amino acids. The transcript has 6 exons. The record is from RefSeq and is a predicted model, not a curated record.
CUCGGUUAGGAACUACAUACCCGACCAAUGGCGACGAAGCGAAAGUGUGAAGAUGGCAAAUCAGUAGUUCAGUCAGCCGAUAGUUUGAGAGCAUUACUGUCGUCUGCUAUCACCAGUCAUGAUUCCGCCGAAAUUGCUCUUCUUCACAUAAUGCACCAACACGAUUUCGAUUUGAGCAUGUUGCGAGAGAUCUUGUCUGAGGAUCGGACAGACGCUAAUUUUUCCAAUGUCAAGUACGAAGCCAUCGCGUCGUUCGUCGGACUUGAAGCCAGUCUCCAGAUGGCAGAUAUCGACAAUUUCACGCUGCAUCGUUCUCGCAUUCCCACGACUCUUUUUAAAUCCAUUCUGGAGGAUAUGGAUAUUAUGCAGACCCACUAUGGGCCUCCAAUUAUGCAUGAAACGGGAGAGGCGAGAUCCCGGUUCCUGUCGCCAAUCUUUAAUCGUCUUGUUGCUGUAUUCGAGUUUGCUUUCAGGAAUCUGCCCGAAUCACUUCUUGAAGGUCGCAUCGCCACCGGGGGUGUGGAGUAUUUCUUCAAGGCCUUCGGCUCUAUUUCGCUUCUUUUCAUCGAAUUCAAACUCAAAACUGGCAGUGCAAAGGAGCGCUUAGACGCAAUUGCCCAACUAAUCGCAGAGUGCGACGCUGGUGACUGGAACAAUGCGCGACAGGGCUUCCGCGUUGCUGUGCAUGGUAUCCUGUGCGAUGGAGAUGUAUUUGAAUUCUUCCAGUUCGAUGGGAGCACCGAACCUCCCACAUUCCGUCAAGGACGCGAUAGCUCGGUUCCUCGAACUGGUAUGCAGCUCCCCAACUUCACACGGACCGCGACACCUCGUCAAUUUGUCAAUGCCCUUCGCCCAAUAUGCGAGACCAUAUUUGACCUGAUGUUGAAUGCUUAUACCUUGAGCUUGGAGGCAUGGCACACCCGCUCUGCAAAGAAGGGUGCCGAAGAAGGGAGGCCUCGACCAAGUCUGGAUAAAUGGGGUCGGGCUAUCGGAUUUGCUCAUGAGGCACUAGAAUGUUUCAGAAAUGCAGAAAUAAUGCGUCAGACUAGGCCUAUUGAUGAGGCCAAUGCAGUUGUUCAGCAAGCGAUGGAAUUUCUCAAGCACAGCAUAAAUGAGGUUCCCAUCAUUCACAAACCAGCACUGAUUAUGAGUGGUUGGGAUGGCACGGAGGUUGAAACUGUAUGAGGAGUCCCUCUCCACGUGUCUACCGACGGGAUAUGUGGAUUUCUCCGUGCAAGGAAGGAUGUUUAAAUUAUGGUCCGCAGUGCUGCAUUCUCUGAUUUGGGGGAAAAUAAGUGUUCUUCAUCACAACUUGUCAUUCUGGAUGAUUCUUCCGAGGUGUUUGAAAUCUUUGUGAACUAUCUUUACAAGUACAUUUCCGUUCCUGUAUAUAGUGUUUACUAGGGCUCCUAGCGGAUCGGAUGAUCUGCGAGAUCUGAGGCAAAUACGGGUGAAAUUUCCCAUAUUUACUGUAACUCCUACUCUACUGUGGACCUAUCGGUAAUAUAAUGAGCUUUCUUUCUC